This is a messenger RNA of Caenorhabditis remanei, 1113 nucleotides long. RefSeq lists its product as uncharacterized. Gene Ontology annotation, cellular component: nucleus. Bases 1 to 1113 code for a protein of 370 amino acids. The record is from RefSeq and is a predicted model, not a curated record. Lineage: Eukaryota; Metazoa; Nematoda; Chromadorea; Rhabditida; Rhabditidae. The transcript is spliced from 4 exons.
AUGUCAUCCACACAUCAACAUCGAACUAUCAAAUCCGAGCCAACAAACCCUCAAAUCUGGGAACUUCCACCCAGUGUGCCACUCCCGAAAUUGCCGCUGGAAGAUCCAAAUCGUAAGAUGACAAUCAACCAAUACCUGUCAAUAUCAAAAAACCCACAAAAAGUGGAGCAGAAGUGGCCCACGAUCGAUAUUCCGAUGAAAGAAAAGGAAGUAUUGAAACUGGUCAUUUUGGAUUGCAUCUCGAGGGCACCAGAAAUCAUCGAAAAUAAAAACACAAAGACUGUUCACCUGGAUUAUGCAAAGGUCGCGAUCCAGGUAUUCCGGAGAACCGGCUACAUCCUGAGCCCGCAGGUGCUCAUGUUCGUGUUCAGGGCAGCCAAGGAGCAACUCAGAGUACACCUGCGAGCGGCAAUUUCAACAAAAUUGGUGUCACCAGCGGAAGUUGAAAAGAGGAUGUGGGAAUGGCCCGUUUACGGAUUCAUUCGUUUCUACCGGUGCAAACUCCAAAAAUGGGAAGCACAACUCCGUCAGAAAUAUAUAAAGCCGGCAGGUGGAGAUCAAGUUGUCUUUGAUAUCGAUGACAAUCAGUUGGAAGACGAUCAGGAAAUGUUCUUUGCCGUCGAGGAGGAGUCCUAUGAAGAAGAGGAUAUUGUAUGGGAAACAACACAAAGCGAAUCUCCACCCGCGAUUCUGAGCUCUACGGUGAAUAUCAAGUUGGAUCACCAUGAGCAAUUCCAAGAACAACCGACAUCUAGUUCGCAUGAUCAAUGGAUUCCCUCAAUGGACAAUACAUUUGAGCAUCAACCGGAAGGAAUUAUUCCAAUAGAUCAAAUGAAUCAAUUAGAUCAGACAGAUGACCAUGAAAAUACAGAAAUGAAGAUUGUUGGCUACACAUCCAAUCUCACGGAUGAACAACUAGAGGAUAUUAGAGAAUUUCAGAUCAGCAUGGAACAUAUCAGUCACCAGGCAAAUCGUGUGGCUCGCCGUCAACCAGAAAAGAUAAACAGAAUGCGUCAGGCUCUUUUUCUCGCCGUUUUUGAGUUGGAGAAGAGUGACGUCACUGAUAUGGGCGAGUUCUUUGCUGGGAUGGCUGAAUUGUAUAGAAGCAAAUGA